Colletotrichum orchidophilum is the source of this 258-nucleotide messenger RNA. RefSeq lists its product as uncharacterized. The record is from RefSeq and is a predicted model, not a curated record. The coding region runs from base 1 to 258 and encodes 85 amino acids. The transcript has a single exon. NCBI's taxonomy places the organism in Eukaryota, Fungi, Ascomycota, Sordariomycetes, Glomerellales, Glomerellaceae.
AUGGCAUCCGAACAAAAGACCAGCCAAACCGCCGCCGCGACCCCCGACAUCUCCAACUACACCACCUCCCCAACGACCACGCACCACCACCACCACCAAACCUCCUCCCCGCCGGCAAUCAUCGAGUCCACAACAAACAGCUGGAAACCCUCCUUUGAGCGCCGCCAGAGCUGGAACCAGGAGGAUCAGAAGCGCGCGCUGCAGAUGAGCCACAUUGAGGACGUCAAGACUGGUCCCGGCUUCACCGAGCGUGGAUAA